CUCUGAACGCAUUGUGUGGUAGUGUGGAUGACUUUGAGUGUGGCAACGGGGAUUGCAUCAACUACAGCCUAACCUGUGAUGGCAUGGCCCACUGCAAGGACAAGUCAGACGAGAAACAGUCCUACUGCGCGAACCGUCUGUGUAAGAAAGGCUACAGGCGAUGUAUCAAUGGACGCUGUAUCGGCCACAUGUUUUGGUGUGACGGGACUGACGACUGUGGAGAUCACUCAGACGAGCUGCCCUGCAACAUGACUCUCUGCAAAGCUGCCGAGUUCCGGUGUCGAGAUGGAAGCUGCAUCUCCAACUCCAGCCGCUGUGACCAGGUGGUCAACUGUGAGGACGCCAGUGAUGAGAUGAACUGCUUGCCAACUGACUGCUCUCGCUAUUUCCGUCUGGGGGUGAAGGGGGCGCCCUUCCAGAGCUGUGAGAGGACCACACUGUGCUAUCUGCCUUCCUGGAAAUGUGACGGUAAUAACGACUGUGGAGACUUCUCAGACGAGAGGAACUGCCCAGACAAGAAGAAGCUGAAGUGCCCAGUGAACUUCUUUGCGUGCCCCAGUGGUCGCUGUAUCCCUAUGAGCUGGACCUGUGACAAGGAGAACGACUGUGAGAACGGCGCUGACGAGACCCACUGUGGUCAGUCUACUUGCCCUAUAAUUUUCUGUACGUCCACUGAGUUUGAGUGUGGGAACCAUCGCUGUAUCUCUAACCACUGGGUGUGUGACGGUGCCAACGACUGUGGUGACAAAUCUGACGAGGACGACAGAUGCAUGUACAACAGCACCUGUGAUGAGAAUGAGUUCAUGUGUCAGAACAGACAUUGUAUCCCCAAACACUUUGUGUGUGACCAUGACAUGGACUGCUCUGACGGAUCAGACGAGUCCCCAGAGUGUG
Messenger RNA from Oncorhynchus masou masou (cherry salmon), 894 nucleotides. Its product is annotated as low-density lipoprotein receptor-related protein 1-like. The transcript has 7 exons. The record is from RefSeq and is a predicted model, not a curated record. Gene Ontology annotation, molecular function: low-density lipoprotein particle receptor activity; protein binding. The annotation marks the transcript as partial. NCBI's taxonomy places the organism in Eukaryota, Metazoa, Chordata, Actinopteri, Salmoniformes, Salmonidae. Gene Ontology annotation, cellular component: signaling receptor complex; plasma membrane.